Molecule: messenger RNA, 2708 nt
Organism: Clupea harengus (Atlantic herring)
Lineage: Eukaryota; Metazoa; Chordata; Actinopteri; Clupeiformes; Clupeidae
Gene: ubtd1a
Product: ubiquitin domain containing 1a
Molecular function (GO): protein binding
Source: RefSeq, a predicted model, not a curated record
GCUCAGACAGCUGCAUGGGUGUGCCUUUUUAUUGCUGUCCCUAACCCAAACAAGUGUGUGUGUUCUUUCAGGCUACCUGGAAUUCAUGUAACCUUCAGUGUGUGUGUGUGUGUGUGUGUGUGUGUGUGUGUGUGUGUGUGUGUGUGUGUGUGUGUGUGUGCAGAGAAGGUUGGAUUUGGACCCAUCUCUGUUUUGACAAGCCAGGCUAUUUCUGCCCUGGCCUCCAGUAAGGGGCUGGAUUAGAACCCUGCUGGAAAUAGCCCUGAUUGGAUUAAAGGGGCUGUCAGCUAGCCUGUAUGUGAGGGGGCAGGGCCAGGCCUGAUUCUGCCUGUCUGUGAGAUCAGGAGAGGGAGGGGCUUAUUUUUCUGAAUCGAAGCCAGAGACAGGCGGGACGGGGAUAAUGUCUGUCACUCAGGUGAUGGAAAAAGCGGUGUGUUAUCUUUGUCAGCGGUCAAUCUCGGAAGAGGGUGUGUCUGUUAUAUUUGUGAGUUGGGAGGUGAGAGAGUGUGUGUGUGUGUGUGUGUGUGUGUGUUGAGGUGGGUCACUGUGGGAGCUGAACUAGUCACCUCUCUGCUUGAGCAUGCCUCACCUGAGCCUGUGUGUGUGACAGCAGACAGCAGAUCACGGACAGGUGUGUGUGCGUGUGAGAGAGAGUGCGGACCUGCAGGAGCUGUGUGUGCUGGUGUGUGUGUCUCUCGGUCGUCCAUUUGGAGUCUGAUGUAAACACCGGCACAGAAAGCGAGGCUGCUUGGAUACGGUCGCCAUGGGCGUUAGUAACUCGAGAGACUAUCAUCCUUCGGUUACUGUAGUGCUGAAACGACGUAACGAGCCCCUGAAGAAGGAGCGGCCCAAGUGGAAGAGUGACUACCCAAUGACAGAGGGGCAGCUGCGCAGUAAGAGAGAUGAAUUCUGGGAUACGGCGCCUGCCUUUGAUGGGCGUAAGGAGAUCUGGGACGCGCUGAAGGCCGCCGCCGUGGCCCUGGAGUGCAGUGACCACGAGCUGGCACAGGCCAUAGUGGACGGAGCCAGCAUCACGCUACCGCACGGCUCCCUCACUGAGUGCUACGAUGAGCUGGGUAACCGUUACCAGUUACCAGCAUACACCUUGGCCCCGCCCCUCAACCUGGUCUCCGAGCGCAGCGAGAACGAGGGGGUAGAGUCAACGGAACAACAGGCCCCGCCCCGGAAGGAGUUCCCUCUGAAGGUGCGCCUGUCUUCGGGGCGAGACGUGCGUCUGAGCGUCAGCAUGAGCGACCCCAUCGGGCACCUGAAGAAGCAGCUGCAGGCGCAGGAGGACAUUGAGACGGCGCACCAGCGCUGGUUCUUCUCCGGGAAACUCCUCACCGACAAGACACGCCUGCAGGACACCAAGAUCCAGAAGGACUACGUCAUCCAGGUCAUCGUCAAACCGCCGCCCCCAUCAUCAUCCCAAAGUGAGAGAGGAGGAGGAGGAAGAAGAGGGUGGCGUCAUCGUCAACACCGCCGCCCCCAUCAUCCCAAAGUGAGAGAGGAGGAGGAGGAGGAGGAAGAGGAGGGUGGCGUCAUCGCUAACACCACCCCAAUGCAAAAGAGGAAGAGAGGAAGAGGGAGAGAGAAAGAAGGAGAGGGUGGGGGAGACUGUCACUCUACUGUCUAUACACACUCCUCCUGUAACUCCCUGAGGUGGACCAAUAUGUGUGUCACUGAGGAGGUGCUGUGUGUGUGUGUGUAAUUUUGGGGCAGGGUGUGUGCUCACAGCGCCCCCUAGAGAAUAAAAUCAGCAGUGCUGUCUGAAUGGUAGGGGGCGGAAUCUCACCAGACAGAAGGCUUAGACAUGGAACACACACACACACACACACGUAUUGAACACACACACACAUGGAGCACGCAGACACACACAUGCUGAACACACACACACACACACACAGGCUGGAACAGUCCAGUGUCAAAUGAAUCCUUAUUUUUGAGAUUAUUUUUCUAUGUGGCCCUUUAAGCUCUGAGUAGCCUUCUCCUCUCCUAACUGAGUCUCAGUGUGUGUGUGUACUCUGUGUGUGUGUGGGGGGGGGGGGGGGGGGGGGACUCUGAUGUCAGUGUGUGUGUGUGAUGCUGUGACCGCAGGGAAUGUGUGUGACACACUCUGAUGUCAGUGUGUCUGUGUGUGUAUGACACUGGGACGUGUGUGUGUCUGUGUGAGAGAGAGAGACGCUAUGCAAUGACUCCAUGCUGCACUGAGGGGCUGCUGUUCUGUGUGAAAAUAACAGGCCCUAACUUACACACACACACACCUCCAGUACCCUACCCCUAACUUACACACACAUACACACACACCUCCAGUACCCUACCCCUAACUUACACACACACACCUCUAGUACUCUCCUACCCCUACUUACACACAACAACCGCAACACUACCCCUACCCCCACCCCCACGCCCCUACCUGUGUGUGUGUGUGAGAGAGAUCUUUGAUGUAUGCUGGUGUGUUUCAGUAAAAAAAGACUGACGUUUCCGAGAAGCGUCUGAGGAUUUGCUACAAGCGGAGAUGGUUUUAUGACGUCAAGUAAUGUUUACUUUCACGACUGCUGCCAUGUUCUUCCUCCUCAGGGCAGAGACGGUCACGCACCAGACGCACGAGUGAAACACACUUCUAUGACAUGUUAAACAAAAUGUUGUACAUAAUUGUAAAUAUGUUCAAAUGUACAUUUGAGAUAAUAAAGUAAACUCAAAAUAAA